Messenger RNA from Lutra lutra (Eurasian river otter), 4587 nucleotides. RefSeq names its product ring finger protein 103 (gene RNF103). Gene Ontology annotation, biological process: protein ubiquitination. Bases 1007 to 3064 code for a protein of 685 amino acids. The transcript has 4 exons. The record is from RefSeq and is a predicted model, not a curated record. Gene Ontology annotation, molecular function: ubiquitin-protein transferase activity. Gene Ontology annotation, cellular component: endoplasmic reticulum. NCBI's taxonomy places the organism in Eukaryota, Metazoa, Chordata, Mammalia, Carnivora, Mustelidae.
AUGUCUCGGCCCGGGCCGCGGCCCCAGCUGAUCCUCGGCUCCCGAGGCGACCGCCGCGGCCUCGCGAGGUGGCGGGGGCGUCGGGGACGGCGGCCGAGACCCGCGCCGCCCAUCUGAGCGGGGCGGGCGCUCCGAGGCCAGGAAGCCGCCUCAGGGCCGCCCGGGGAGCCGUCUCAGGCCUGUUUUUGCUUUUCUUCUUCAGGACCGUCGGCCCGCGCGCUCUAUUUCUCUCUGCAGAGACCGCGACGCCCCCUCCCGGGCCGGGCCGCAGUGCCCGCCCGCCUGAAAGGCGCCGCCCGCCGGCGUGAGAGAACCUGGAGCCGCUGCCGCGGUGCUCGCCUCGCCUUUCGCGUAUCCUGGGCGGCCGGCGGGGCCUGGGGCCUGGGCUCCGGGCGCGGCGCUGCGGCGGCCGCUCCUCCCCGAGCUGGGCCCGGGGCCUGGCCGGGCGGAGCGCCGCGCCCUCCUGACCAGCCGCCGCCCGCCGCCGGUCGGCCCCAACCGCCUCCCGGGCUCGCCGCCCCUCCAGCCCCGGCCUCCCGCCAGAACCCCGCUUCCUUUGUGGAUCUGAAAGAUUUGGGGGGGGGGGGCCUCUUCCCUCCCCCUGAGAUUACGGUGCUGGAAGGCCGACCCGUCACCUCGGUCAGUGCCCCCCACCCGGGUAACGUCCCUCGUUUUGUUCCUCCCCGCCGGCCCUCCCGCGUCCCGCUCCUUUCGGUGUUUGACUGAUGGGCUUUUUCUAGUUUUUUCCCUUUUAUUCUCAUCUCCUGACUGGCAGGCCCCGCGCGAGGCUCUGCGCCUGGGCCCCUCCUCCUCUUUUCCUCACCCCGGCACCGGGAGCCAAACCCCCAGCCCCGCGGCCGGCGAUGGCGCCACAGUGAGGGCGGCGAGGCCGGACCACGCUGGGACAGUGCCCGCGCUCCGGCGGGCGUGAGCACACACUCCCCCGCUCUGCGCCCCUCUUUUUCGUCUUCCGAGCUCUCUGUAAAGAGAGAAGACGCAGGGAAAGAUGUGGCUGAAGCUAUUCUUCCUGCUCCUCUAUUUUCUGGUCCUGUUCGUCCUGGCCAGGUUUUUUGAGGCCAUUGUGUGGUAUGAAACUGGCAUCUUGGCCACCCAGCUGGUGGAUCCGGUGGCGCUGAGCUUCAAGAAGCUGAAGACCAUUCUGGAGUGCCGGGGGUUGGGAUAUUCAGGGCUACCGGAGAAGAAAGAUGUCCGAGAGCUGGUGGAGAAGUCAGGUGACUUGAUGGAAGGUGAGCUCUAUUCUGCCCUCAAGGAAGAAGAAGCAUCUGAAUCCGUAUCUAGUACCAAUUUCAGUGGUGAAAUGCACUUCUAUGAGCUUGUAGAAGACACAAAGGAUGGCAUCUGGCUGGUUCAGGUCAUAGCAAAUGACAGAAGUCCCUUGGUUGGUAAAAUCCACUGGGAGAAAAUGGUGAAAAAGGUGUCAAGAUUUGGAAUACGAACAGGCACUUUUAAUUGUUCCAGUGACCCCAGAUACUGCAGGAGAAGAGGCUGGGUACGAUCCACACUCAUUAUGUCUGUCCCACAAACAAGCACUUCUAAGGGGAAAGUCAUGCUUAAAGAAUAUAGCGGACGCAAAAUUGAAGUAGAGCACAUUUUUAAGUGGAUAACUGCUCACGCAGCUUCUCGGAUCAAAACCAUUUAUAAUGCUGAACAUUUGAAAGAAGAAUGGAAUAAAAGUGAUCAGUAUUGGGUAAAAAUAUACCUAUUUGCAAACCUUGACCAACCCCCAGCUUUCUUCUCUGCACUAAGUAUAAAGUUUACUGGAAGAGUUGAGUUUAUUUUUGUUAAUGUGGAAAAUUGGGACAAUAAGAGUUACAUGACAGAUAUUGGUGUAUAUAAUAUGCCGUCAUACAUUCUUAGAACUCCUGAAGGAAUUUACAGAUACGGAAACCACACAGGUGAAUUUAUAUCCCUUCAGGCCAUGGAUUCAUUUUUGCGCUCAUUGCAACCUGAAGUAAAUGAUCUGUUUGUUUUGAGCUUGGUUCUAGUUAAUCUUAUGGCGUGGAUGGACUUAUUUAUCACACAAGGAGCAACCAUAAAGCGAUUUGUGGUUCUCAUAAGCACUUUAGGGACAUACAAUUCUCUAUUAAUUAUUUCCUGGCUACCUGUGUUGGGCUUUUUACAGCUCCCUUACUUAGAUAGCUUUUAUGAAUAUAGCUUAAAAUUGUUGCGAUAUUCCAAUACAACCACACUGGCUUCAUGGGUGAGGGCAGACUGGAUGUUCUAUUCUUCACACCCAGCCCUAUUUCUCAGUACAUACCUUGGACAUGGUUUACUAAUCGAUUACUUUGAGAAGAAGAGACGGCGCAACAACAACAAUGAUGAAGUCAAUGCCAAUAACUUAGAAUGGUUAUCAAGUCUGUGGGACUGGUACACCAGCUACCUCUUCCACCCGAUUGCUUCUUUUCAGAACUUUCCUGUAGAAUCUGAUUGGGACGAAGACCCUGACUUAUUCUUGGAGCGGUUAGCUUUCCCUGACCUUUGGCUUCACCCUCUGAUACCAACUGAUUACAUAAAAAAUUUGCCAAUGUGGCGAUUUAAAUGUCUUGGAGUCCAGUCUGAAGAGGAAAUGUCGGAGGGUUCUCAAGAUAAUGAAAAUGACUCAGACAGCGAGAGCACAGACACUUUUAGCAAUGAAAAGGAAGUAUUUGAAGAUAAGCAAAGCAUAGUUCACAAUUCUCCAGGAAGAGCAAGUCACUGUGAUGCUGAGGCUUGUUCAUGUGCCAAUAAAUAUUGUCAGACCAGCCCAUAUGAAAGGAAGGGGAGGUCAUAUGGAUCAUAUAAUACUAAUGAAGAUAUGGAACCUGAUUGGUUAACUUGGCCUGCUGAUAUGCUGCACUGUACUGAAUGUGUUGUUUGCCUAGAGAAUUUUGAAGAUGGAUGUUUGCUAAUGGGAUUGCCUUGUGGUCAUGUGUUCCAUCAGAAUUGCAUUGUGAUGUGGUUGGCUGGAGGCCGACACUGUUGCCCUGUUUGCCGGUGGCCUUCUUAUAAAAAAAAGCAGCCAUAUGCACAACACCAGCCCUUGUCAAAUGAUGUCCCAUCUUAACUAUGUGCAAUUUGUCCUUUAUAAGCUUUGAGUAUCUUACAGCUUGCCUUUUUAAUGUUAGUCACAAUGUUUUUGUGGUUUGAAGUUUAGUUUAAUGUUAGUGCAGUGACAGGAAAUACACAUUAUGCUAAUGUUGAUGACAAUUACUUGGUUGCCUUGUGUGUCAAUUGAAUGCAUACUUAAUUGUAAAAAUUUUUAUUUACAACAUUGGAAAUUCAGAAGUUAAUGUUUUUUGUAAGCACAAAAGAAGUAUGAUAGAAAUUUAUCCUAGCAAGACUUCACAAGGUAGGAUCAAAUUCUAAUGGAAUUGAGGCAGUUUCUUAUCCUAAAUGUUUCCUCCCUUUUUACAAUCUUUGUCCAGCACCUCUUGGUUAAAUAAUGUAUGCUCUGAGACAUGAAAUUAAAACAGACCUAUGAAAUAAAUUAUUUUAAAACCAGAAGAUUACAGCUUUUCCAAUGUUAAGUUGUUUUGAUGAGGAGGCUGAAUGCUAUAGGUGUUUUGCUAGUUUGUUAAUUUUACAGGUAAGUCAAACAUGAUCCUUGACUCAUGAGGAAAAACAAAAAGAUGAAUUAUGAUGCCAAUACUAGCCAGAGGUGGCAUUAAUCAGCCUCUUAGCUUGGUUAGCUUUGAUGGAGAAGAAUUUCAUGGUGGGCUCUUUCUUUUUUUUUUUAAGUAUUAAGUCAUUUAUGAGUAGUAUAUUCAUCUAAGUAAAAUCAACUAUAGCAUAUUAGCCACACUGAUUACUUAUGUUUUUCCUGACUUUAAUUUUAAAAAUUACAAAACUACAGAAAAAUUGAAAACCAUACAAUGAGCAUCCAUUUUUCUAAUUCACAAAGUGUAUUUUGUUACCUUUGCUUUAUCUUCUCUAUGUGUAUAUUUAUCUUUUUUCUUUCUUUUCUCUGAAUGUUUUUUGUUUGUUUAUUGCUGAUCCCUUUGAAAAUAAAUGUUAGUCAUCUUAGUUCUGCUUUACCACUGAAUAUAUCACCAUGUGUCUCCUAAGAACAAGAAUUUUUUACCUAACUACUGUACCAUUAUCACACCCAAGAUGUUUAUUAACAUUGACUCAGUAAUACUUAAUAUAUAAUCCCUACUUCCCACUUGCUCCCAAAAUAUCCUUUAUAUCUUUAUAUGCUUUUGUUUUAUUUUUGUUGUGAACCUCACACAAGGUUCAUGAAUUGGGUUUGGUUUUCUUCCUUUCAUGUUCUCUUUAGAGCAGUUCCCUGCCCUUUUUUUUUUUUUUUUUUUUAAAGUAGUCUUCCCUGAUAAAUUUUUGAAGAGUAAAAGCUAGUUGGCUUAUAAAAUGUUCUACAUUCUGGAUUUGUCUGUUUCCUCAUGAUUAGAUUUAAAUUAAACAAUAUUGCCUGGGUGAUAUGUACCUCCCAUUUGUAUGUCAUCAGUAGACACUUUGUAUUAGUUUAUCCCAUUACUGGUGAAGCUAAAUUUGGUUAAAGUAAUAUCUAUCCAUUGUAAGAUACUUUUUCACUUAAGAGGGAAUCUGUGAGGCUAUGUGAAUAUCCAGUUU